AUGGUCUCUGAUCCUGUACCUGUCUUCUCACAUCUAGUGGUGAAAGUACCCAUCAUCAGUCAUCUGGAGUCCCUGAGGGAUGAGGAACUGGAAGAGAGGCGAGAAAAACGCAGGAAGCAGCUGGCUGAGGAACAAGCUAAGAUAGCUGACGUGACUAAAGAAGAAAAAGAGAAUAAGGAUCAGAAUACACAGGGUACCAUAUCCAAAACAAAUACUACUGAACAGAAUCUCUCAGAUAAGACCACUAGGCCUGAUAUCUACCCAACUACAUCUCUGGCAGAAGGCACCUCAGUUAGACCCAAACAGACUCUUGUUACUCUGGAAACUUCUCAUCAGCAACCACCUCUGCCUCCCCCACCAGCUAUUGGAGAGCUUCCCCAGCAGCUUCAUAUUCCAAAUACACCAGAGUCCUCUUCACAGCUUCUGAUGCCUGUGGAGCAAGAAGUCUUAGGUCCCAGAAGAUCAGGUGCUGAAACAGAGGCAAUUCUAAUGGAGUUGUCACCAGCUCCCACGAUAACCUCAUCUCCAGAAAGGGCUGAGGAUUCAGAUGUUCUAACUGCUGUGAGCAGUCAUCUGGAGGGCUCCCCUAUGGAUACCAGCAGCCUGGCAUCCUGCAACCUGGAGGAGGGAGUUGGGGACAGUGCAAUAUCCAGCAGCAUAGAGCCACUUGGGAUAGACACCACUGCUCCUGUGGAUAUUCCUCAGCGUACUACAGAAACACAGGGCAGUGGAGAUGGGCCAAGCGAAUCCCAGCAACAGACUGAAGACAGCUCCCCCCCAGCUUCAUCCUCUGAAAGAUCCUCCACUCGAGAUUCUGCUGUAGCCAUUUCUGGUGCAGAUUCCAGGGAUAACCUGGAAGAGCCACUGCCUUCAACAAGCAGUGAGGAAGAAGAUCCUCUUGCAGGUGAGAGCUCAGUGAUGUCAUGUAUUUUCAGAUGAUGUUAGGGAGUGUCC
Vombatus ursinus (common wombat) is the source of this 954-nucleotide messenger RNA. Its product is annotated as E3 ubiquitin-protein ligase HUWE1-like. The coding region runs from base 1 to 939 and encodes 312 amino acids. NCBI's taxonomy places the organism in Eukaryota, Metazoa, Chordata, Mammalia, Diprotodontia, Vombatidae. The record is from RefSeq and is a predicted model, not a curated record. The transcript has 5 exons.